GCGGGGCUCUGCCUGCUGGGGACGGACUCGGAAUCCUUGGGAGGCACUGGGCCUGGCCUGGGCGGUGUCCGGGGCUGGGGCCGUGGCAGGAAGCCGGAAGCAGCCGCGGCCCCAGCUCGGGAGACAUGGCGGGCGUUAAAGCUCUUGUGGCUUUAUCCUUCAGUGGGGCUAUUGGGCUGACCUUUCUUAUGCUGGGAUGUGCCUUAGAGGAUUACGGCGUUUACUGGCCCUUGUUCGUCCUGAUUUUCCACGCCAUCUCCCCCAUCCCCCAUUUUAUUGCCAAAAGGGUCACCUAUGACUCUGAUGCAACCAGUAGUGCCUGUCGAGAGCUGGCAUAUUUCUUCACUACUGGAAUUGUUGUUUCUGCCUUUGGAUUUCCUGUUAUUCUUGCUCGUGUGGCUGUGAUCAAAUGGGGAGCCUGUGGCCUUGUGCUGGCCGGCAAUGCUGUCAUUUUCCUUACAAUUCAAGGUUUCUUUCUUGUAUUUGGAAGAGGAGAUGAUUUUAGCUGGGAGCAGUGGUAGCACUUUAUUCUGAUAGAAGCAUUGAGUUUCUUAGAAUUUUUACUGUAUAUAUAUGUGUGUGUGUGCACAUGUGGCAUUUUACUAUGGAAUUUAAUAUGCUGAAUUUUUUAUACCUUUCUAUCAUGUUCAUUUUAAGGAAGACUUCCUAAGGAUUAGUUUUAUUUCCGGAAAAUAGACUUCUCCAUUUACUGAAGUAAAAUUAUGUCAUUUGUUCACACAGUCCUGAUGCUCUCAGGAAUCAUUAACACUGUCUUACUGACAUCUGUCCACUUAGAAAUUUGUCCUGUCCCAGGUCUGUACCUGGGCUGGUAACACCGGAGCAGCUCUCUUAUGGCCCAGAAAGACAGAGGUGGUGCUCUUUAUGUGUUGUAGACCCUUGCUUCCCAAGUGUGGUCCACAGACCAAGGACAUCCACAGCUCUCAGAAGCGUAUUUAAAAUGCAGAAUCCGAAGCCCCACCCUGGACCCAGCGCAUUUUGAUGAAAUCCAGAAUGGAUCAGACCCAUGGUAGAGUUCGAGAGGCAUUGUCGCCGAGGAAUAAACACAACACUCCGCUUUCUUGUCUACCCCUUGGCUGAGCCACUUCACCUCUCUGGGUGUGACCUGCUCGUCUGUGAAAGGUGUUUCACCUGCGCUCCUGUUGUGACCACGCUCAGACUGUCUUUGGUGCUUGUGAGAAGUUCAACCCUAUCAUAGGUGGACUGUUCCUCACCUUUGUGGAAAGUCUUCUCGGUGGGGACCAAAUCUGCCGUCCCCUCAUCUCAAAGGGAAGUGGCUGUUUUCACAGUGCCGGGAGCACAAGAGAGCCCACGAGCCUCACCGGGAUGCGGGGAAGGAGGCUGGGCUGGAAUCCUCUCCUCGGCAGGGAGGAGAGAGAACAGACAGGUCAUGCUUGUUCAUUUCCCUUUAUAUGCCGGCAUUUCUCUCUGGUUUCAUUCUCAUGCCACCCUGCCUGCAGUCCUCAGUGGUUCCUGGUGACUGUGGCUUCUUCCAAUCAGCAAGCACAGUAGAAACUGUACUCCUUGUCCUUCAUGUCCUGUGUAAACAUAGAACUUUAUGCUGCCUUUGGAUCAAUCAUUGGGCAUACAUGUCUUGUUGGAUCCCACAAUCCCAGGUGUCUUUUUUAAACUUAUCUUUUUGUCCAAGACUUAUUGAGAAAGGGGACUACAGGAAACAGAAGCAACUGAUCAGAAUAUUACCAGUGGUAUUUAAAGGUUGUUGAUGUACAAUAGCUGACAUAAAUACAAACCUUCAGACUUCAAAGUGCAAGAUUGGAGUAAUUAGCACGCCCUUCAGAUGCUGACACGGUGCUGGGACCAGAAGAUGAAAGUGAAACCUAAAAGGACAAAGUGCAAUGUCAUUUUUUUCCUUUUUUUUUUUACUAUAUUGUUGUUGCCUGUGACCUUGUUUUCAAUGUUCUACGUAUAUACAGAGUUGUUAAGCUGUUGUUUCCAACAUUGACAUUGAAACAUCAUUUAGAUACUUUACACUGUUAACCAGCAUUUUUAAUAAUGGCACAUGUACCUAUUAUAUUGUAAUAUAUUUCACUUUUAACACAGAAGAAAAGAUUCAUUGUGAAAGUCUUUAUUCUGAUGUGGUCUUGCUUACAAGGUAAAGAAGUGGCAUUGUUUUGGUGCUUUUGAAAUGGGCAGUUUUAGCAGUAAUCCCUCCUACCAUGGAACAGGAGCAGUAACUUUGGAUUGGAUGUCCAGUUAGCGGUCAUAGCUUUUCUUUCCCUACAAUGGCAAUGGAGAUGUGUUCACACUACAUUUGGGGUUUAAAGCAUUACCUCUUGAUUGUGUUUCUAGAAUGAUGCACUCAUAUUUGGAAUAUUUGAAGUAAUAAGUUCUUAGAAGUGCCAUGUGUCUGUAAAGAGAGACAUUUGUUCCACAGUACCUAAGUAUCAUUUAAAUAAUAAAUAUCAACAGGAAAUCCUGCUCUAAAUGGAUGUACAAUACAAAAGUUUUGUCCUGGUGUCGGGAUACAAAUGCUGGGCUUUUUUUUCUCCUUUAUUAAAGGCUCCCUUUUUCCUCUAAAAUGUAGAAAAUAUUUGAAGAUUCAAAGCAUGUUGAUUAUAUUUUAAAACUGCGAGUGCACUUCAAACAUUGCACACCAGUAAGUCAUCUUAGGAGGGGAGUCCCCGAGACGUCACAGUUGUCCCUGUGAUGACUACUCACAAGCAGAAUGGAAAUGUGUUUUCUGCAGAACUCAUGCCAGUAAGUGGCAGUGGUGCUCCUGGGCCAACCCUUGGGAGCCAUGCAUCUGACUUGGGAUAGAGGAGGUAGCUGCCUGCAUCUGGGGUCUCAACAACAGGCUGGUGUGAACAGUUUGUGAAGACAGUGGAGAGUCCACCUCUUUCCUAAGAGCAAUGUGCUUCUCACCUUACUUCUGCACCCCUCUUCCAUCCCCUGCUGCCCUUGUGGUCCAGGCGUGCUGCUGUGAGUUUCACUCUCCACCUGUACCAGCUGGGGGCCUUCCUUUUAGGCUGCCCCUGCUCCUCAGGUUCUUCAUGUUCCAAAAUCAGCCCCUUCUACACCCUCAAACCAGUUUUAUUUCUUUCUUUAAGAUUUAUUUAUUUAUUUGAAAGAGUCAUAGAAAGAGAGGGAGAGACAGAUCUUCCAUCUGCUGUUUCAUUUCCCAGAUGGCUGCAAUGGCCUGGGCUGGGCCAGGCCAAAGCGAACAGCUUCAUCUGUGUCUCCCAUUGGGGUUGCAGGGAUCCAAGGACUUGGACCAUCUUCUGCUGCUUUCCCAGGUGUAUUAUCAGGGAGCUGGGUUAGAAGGGGAGCAGCCAAGACUGGAACCAGCACCCAUAUGGGAUACCUGCAUUGCAGGUGGUGGCCUUACCUGCUACGCCACAAUGCUGGCCCCUUGUGACCAGUUUUCUAAGUGCAGCUGAUAACAGUGUGGUAUCCGAAAGAAAGCAGUCUGAUCAAAGGUCUUCCCAGAAAGAGUUAACGAAGCUCUCGCCAGUGCCUGAGAUGGCCACCACAUGCUGUGGCUGCGUAUCUCUAACAGAGGGUGCCUCAUAGCCCACUGACUCUCAUGCACAGAGAAAGGCAGUGUUUCCAAGUAAGCUGGAAGCAUGUCCCAGAGGGCAGAGCCAUCCUAUCCCAUCCCCUCCUCAGGGGAGCCCUCAGCCUGCCUUGCUUGUCACAGUUGUUUCUCCUUCGUAGAGGCCUCAGGAGUCCCUGCCUUGAAGGUGUCCUGAAGACUUCAAGAGGCUGACAGGCUUCGUGAUGUUAGUGACGUUCGCUGUGUGCUCGGGGCAGUGUUCAGGUGGAAUCACAAAACUGUGCUUUUUCAAAAAUCAGGUUUCUUUUCUUGUAAUUUGAAAAGCAGAGAGAGGGCCGGCGCCGCGGCUCACUAGGCUAAUCCUCCGCCUAGCGGCGCCGGCACACCGGGUUCUAGUCCCGGUUGGGGCGCGGGAUUCUGUCCCGGUAGCCCCUCUUCCAGGCCAGCUCUCUGCUGUGGCCAGGGAGUGCAGUGGAGGAUGGCCCAGGUGCUUGGGCCCUGCACCCCAUGGGAGACCAGGAAAAGCACCUGGCUCCUGGCUCCUGCCAUCGGAUCAGCGCGGUGCACUGGCCGCAGCGCACCGGCCAAGGCGGCCAUUGGAGGGUGAACCAAUGGCAAAGGAAGACCUUUCUCUCUGUGUCUCUCUCUCACUGUCCACUCUGCCUGUCAAAAAAAAAAAAAAAAAAAAAAAAAAAAAAAAAAAAAAGGCAGAGAGAAACAGAGAUAGACGCAGAGGGAACUUCCAUCUGCUGGUUCACUCCCCCACCUGACUGCUACAGCUGGGGCUGGGUCAGGCCAAAGCCAGGAGCUUCACACAGAAGCCUGGUCUCCCACCUGUGUAGCAAGGUCCAGAGCACUUGAGCCAUCACCCACUGCCUCCCAGGGUGCACAUUAGCAUGAAACUUGAAUUAGGAGCAGAGCCAAGACUUGAACCCAGGCCCUACAAUAUGGGAUGUGGGCAUCACCAGCAGUGUCUUAACUGGUGCCCCAAAUAUCUGCCCUGCAAAAGUUAAAUUUUGUACCCUAAUAGAUCCUAACUAUGCAUAAGCAUGCUAGCAUUUUCCAAGCAUUGUAAUUAGUUCACAACUGGAGCACAUUAUUUUUGUAGAUGAAUAUGUUAUGCAUUUUAAUUCUUUUCCAUUCUGCUUCAUGAAUACUUUAUUUACAGCUCAUGAGCUGUAAUCUACUUUCAAAGAGCUGUGCUGCUGGGGUGGAGCAGUGAUGAGAGUUAAGCCCAAAUGUGAGGUGAAAGAUCUCUGAGAUUGCCUUAAAACACAUUUUAUAUGUGUGAUGAGGAUCAUUAUGUUUAUAUAAAACGUGUCAUUUAUACUUCAAUAAAAGCUUUUAUAUAAUUA
Molecule: messenger RNA, 4887 nt
Organism: Oryctolagus cuniculus (rabbit)
Lineage: Eukaryota; Metazoa; Chordata; Mammalia; Lagomorpha; Leporidae
Gene: LEPROT
Product: leptin receptor overlapping transcript
Biological process (GO): late endosome to vacuole transport via multivesicular body sorting pathway; negative regulation of growth hormone receptor signaling pathway
Cellular component (GO): endosome
Source: RefSeq, a predicted model, not a curated record